This is a messenger RNA of Caenorhabditis auriculariae, 969 nucleotides long. NCBI's taxonomy places the organism in Eukaryota, Metazoa, Nematoda, Chromadorea, Rhabditida, Rhabditidae. The record is from the annotation of a GenBank genome assembly.
AUGAACGGCUGGCGGAUGGAGAAACUCAUCUUCGCCGUCGAAAUCCACUGUCCGAUCGAUAUUCCUCUAUUUGUUAUUAAGGUUGGAAAAUUUUUUAUUCAAGUUGAAAUUUCCCCUCAAGAGCUCCCUAUGAGUCCGUGCGGUGGGGCGAACAUUCAACCGAAUUUGAAAAAAGUCGAUUUGAAAGUUCUUUUUCUUUUCUUUUCUAUUUCUUCUUUUAUGUACAAUCCACUGUUUGUGAAAUAAAUUAACGGUACGUUAUUUUAAAUUUAUGAGUGGAUAAUGUAACAGAUACGUGUUCAGAUAAAUUUCUACUUUUUCAGUUUUUUGAGAGAUUCAGUUUUUCUUCAUUUUUUUUUUGAUGGAGAUCGUUAUUUUUCAAUGUUUUGGAAGCUAGUAUAGAUCCAUAUAAACAUCAGAAAAAUAUGAAAAAAGAAAAAAACUUCUUUGCGAUAAUAUUGAACUUCUAGAUUGACCGAACCGCUCUCAAGUGGUUGGAAUUGCUGCAAAUUUCUGAAGAAUGCAGUGUCGACGCUUCUGGAAAGGCUACUUGGGUGUCUCCGGACGUCGUUUCCGGUACGCCUUUUUUUUUUUCGAAAAAAGUGAUUGAAAUGAUCGAUCAUGCGCUUUUACUGUACUUUGAUCCCUACUAGUUUGUUUAAAACUGUUUAUUGCAUCUUCAAUGUAAGAAUACAUGUGCAAUCGACUUUCAUUGAUUUAACUGUGUUUAAACGACGGCAGGAGCUGUGGCUUAGACAGAGAAGUUGUGAAUUUCGCUCGUAGAACAUCAGGUACAAGAGAGGUCGUAGGAAGAAGUACGGUGCCGGCUUUCCACAGGCCGAUGGCAGAGCUUGAGCCUUUUCGCUGCAUGCAGCUUCCAAUUUUAUCUACCCCGGAGGGAUGAAAGGCUUGGUCGACCUCGGGGGGACUCGAACCUACGACCUCGCGGACGUUAGAAAUGAGUUUUAG